This is a messenger RNA of Anopheles stephensi (Asian malaria mosquito), 2848 nucleotides long. RefSeq names its product netrin receptor unc-5-like. NCBI's taxonomy places the organism in Eukaryota, Metazoa, Arthropoda, Insecta, Diptera, Culicidae. The coding region runs from base 677 to 2833 and encodes 718 amino acids. The transcript is spliced from 9 exons. The record is from RefSeq and is a predicted model, not a curated record.
UCUCACGCCGAGCUCACUAUGGGAAGAUUCACUUUCUCAUGCUUCUUUCUUCCAUUUUGACUCUCCCAUUCGAAUCUCUUUCUCACGUUCGCUCUCCACAUCCCACCAGCACUCAUUCUGGACCAUGAAUCCAGAGAGGAAUCCGCAGCAUAAACUGUUUCUUUCUCUCUCCCACUCAGUCUGAUCGAAAACAUUGAACGGGAAGGACGCGUUUCGUCGUCGCGGCCAUUCAACGAGUUUCGUGUUCCUGUGGUGUGGGUUUGUGCUGCUGUUGUUGAGGACGGUUUUGAUUUAAUGGAAUUGUGACUCUUAUCAACAUAGAAUAAAUAUAUAAUGUUCUCUCUCUGAUCUGCUAUAAAUGUAGAAAAGUUUUAAAUCCUAAGCAACAUAAAUGAGAUGUGAAAUUGUGCAAAAGGUAUGCGUUCAAACAAUGAUUCGCCUCGAAAUGAAGUGCUAAACAAUGGAAUGCUGUUAGAAGAAGAGACAAUAAGAAUCACAACAUUCAAUCCACCGACUACUGGUCAAUGUCGCUGAAAGUGACUUACGGGUGGCCUAAUGUGUAGCUUUGUGCUGUUCCCACCGAAGGGAUACCGCUCAACCGGCACACAUACGCCCCACUACACACGCUCAGCCACAUACUCCAGAUAGCAACGGCUACUGCGCCGUAGUCGUAAACAUGAGGAUAACAGCAGCGACAUUGUUUCCAUUAUUUAUCGGCUUGUUCGGCUUGGUGGAGAACGUAAUUGGUCUCAAAGUGAAUAAGGAUCACCAACACCAGCGACAGCUCGCAGGUGGUCCGCUCGACCGAGGUCGAGCAGGGCACACCGCGGUAAACGACGAUUUUGGCUACAUUUCCGAUGCCAUGCUGCCGGAUGUACAUGGCGACAGUACCAGCUCGCUCGGUGCAGCCAUGUCAAAGGGCGCCAGCAGUGCUGGUGGUGGUCCACCAUUCAAGUCGGAUGUGUCCACCAGCUUACCGGCUUUCUCCGGGACAGUUACCAAUGCAAAACCGAUGUUCGGAGGUUCCGACGACCGGUACGAAGAAGAAGAAGAAGAGGAUGAAGAGGAUGAAUACGAGGAUGGUGGCGAGCUGUUGGGGAACUUCGAUGAAGACAGUCGAGCCACCGAGGAUCGAGCUACGAAUGAGAAAGCGCAUGGCUCGCUGGACUACACCGAUAACUUUGAGGUAGCCGCUAUCGAUCAGAUCGAGAGCUUUGGAGCGGGCAAUGACGGGACUCCGCUUCCGGUGUUUCUAGUCGAGCCAAAGAGCACUUAUGUAAUGAAGAACCGACCAGCCAAGCUGUACUGCAAGGCGUCGCAUGCACUACAGAUCUCAUUCAAGUGCAGUGGAAGUAAAAAACCUCCACCGACCGAAAAGGAACAUCAUACCGAUCCACACAGCGGCGUUCAGCUGCAAGAAGCGACGGCCACCAUUACCCGCGAGCAGGUCGACGAGUUCUUCGGUGAAGGUUCAUUCAAAUGUGAAUGCCGUGCCUACUCGUCCCGUGGCCAUGUCAAGACGCAACCGGUUACGAUCCAAGUGGCAACUAUUAAGAAACAAAUCAGCAUCUCACCAAAGAUCGUGCGCGUUACGUCGGGCGGUCGAGCAGAGCUGGAUUGCAUCGCUAAUGCAACACCGGCAGCCAAAGUUGAGUGGCUAAAGAACGGUGUCCCGGUACAACCCAAUCCACCGUACGUAAUGCUGACUGACAGCUCUCUACUAAUAUCGCGAGUUGGCUUGCAGGACAUGGCCAAUUACACAUGUGUAGCUGAAAAUAUAGCUGGUAAACGCGUUUCUGAGCCAGCGUUAAUCGUCGUUAGUGUCGAUGGAGGAUGGAGCCAAUGGGGUCCUUGGACGGAUUGCAAAUGUUCCGGCCAUCCUGAGCAAGGCAAGAAACGAACGCGUGUCUGCAACAACCCGGCUCCAAUUAACGAUGGAGCCACAUGCCAAGGAUCGAAUACAGAGUCAUCUGACGAUUGUUUGCCGUGUGUUGUCGGACGAUGGUCGAACUGGUCGGAGUGGAGUGACUGUAGCCAGGACUGCACCCAGAUUCGGCAGCGCCUCUGUAUCGGAAGCACUUCAGCUGCUCAAAUAGCAUCGUCCGGGAGUGUUUCGGUGACCACAGCUGCCUUACCUACUAACGGCUCGUCGGCUCAAGCAUUUGCUAUCGACAAUGGGACCAUCGUCAGCUGCGUUGGAAAGAGCCAACAGUCCAUCAAAUGCUCCGAUGGAUUGUGCAAUAACAAAGCCCGAGAUUCCAACUGGUUCGUGUAUCUAUGGGUUUCUUUGUUUGCCGUCUUUUGUAUUGCAACAACUUUUGGAAUCUUCAAGUUCGUCAGGAGAAAGAAAACGAUUCCCACCUAUAGUUUGGCCCGUUCAGACCUUCCAACACAGUAUUUCACGUACGAAAGUAAAAAGCUAACCCAGUGCAAUCCCGAUCUGACACAAAACACGGGACCAAUCGAUUACGAGUACCCGCUGACGGAAAUUCAUCAACGAAAUUCAUCCAACGAUCAUAAUCGUCCUCACCAGAGCAUGUUGCAUUUCCAGCACGGUAGCAGUCUCUUAACUACCGAAAUCGAUGAAAUCGGACCGCUGCGUCCGCAGAACCGAUUGCAGCAAGUGCCAAACGACGGAUUUCAACCGUUAUUGCCUUUACCCCGUCCCAAUUCGGAUCAUUAUUACGAUGAACCUUGUAUAUACAAUAAAACACAACUUCCCAACGGUUCGAGCAGUGUUUUAAUCGCCGCAGAGCGAAUGGAAAUGGAAAAAGUGAGAAAAAUGACCUAUUAUUUGUAUUUAUCCGAUGUUGAUAACUUGAGGUUCGUAUAAAUAAUAUCACAAAAG